AUGUCCCAGAAAAAGAGCAGCCAAGGCGCCAUGGGGCAAAAGCUGACCUCAGAGCGCGACUCUUCGAAUAAAUCCAAGUCCUGCUAUAUCUGCAAGGCUGCUAGUGAUAAGCUCCUGGAGUGCGUCUCUUGCGGCAAGUACUGUGACCCCGUCUGUGCGUGGGUCGAUGCUCAGGAACUUCCAACUGUUUGGAAAUGUGCUGAGUGUAAAAGCAAAACUCAACUGUCACCUGCACCUGACAUGGGCAUGGGCAUGGACAUGGACACGGACUCUACAUCAGAAUCAUCGGUCGACUCUGUGAUUAUUAUGAAAGGGUCAACCAAAAAAGCGACAUCUACCCCUUCUCCUCUCAAAGUCAGCGACAAGGCGGCUCAGAAGUCUGAAAUAACUACUCCAAAAGCUGUCUCUAAACGCCCCCUAGACACACCCAAACCACCAUCACCACCGCUAGUCGUCAUCAAAAGCUCGAAGAAAAAGUCGGAGUCUGGCUCCCCAAGCAAGCGUCAGAAGAAGUCCAACUCGUCCAAACAGCCGGUAAAGGACAUGGAAACGCAGACAGUCACUUCUAGCGAGAUGCAGUUGUCGAGUUCAAAUCAACCAAAUGAACUCCAGACGGCGCUUCAUACCAUUCAAAGUCACCUCGAUCAGGUCCAUGUGCUUCGUGCGCGCAACGCCGGACUCACCGCUGAAAAUAAGACUCUGAAGGAGCGUGCCAAUAACGAGGAAGAGACGUCCUGGGAGUUGAAGGAAUACAACGAAAAUCUUGAAGCGCAGAUCAAAGAGUUAAAGGCCGAACGUGACGAACUUCAAGACAAGCUGCACAAGAUUCGACGUCUCUCUGGCAUUGCUAUGCUAGACAAUGACGAUGCUUAA
Messenger RNA from Talaromyces amestolkiae, 873 nucleotides. RefSeq lists its product as uncharacterized. The record is from RefSeq and is a predicted model, not a curated record. Bases 1 to 873 code for a protein of 290 amino acids. NCBI's taxonomy places the organism in Eukaryota, Fungi, Ascomycota, Eurotiomycetes, Eurotiales, Trichocomaceae. The transcript is spliced from 2 exons.